AGAUAAGUAAAGUGAUCCGGGUGGAGACGGCUGCAGGGGUGCCUGGGGCUGAAAAUUAGGCCAGACGAGGCCUAAAUGGGGAGGUGACGUCUGCAGAAAGGCCUUGGGCCUGAGGCCCGGGGAGGUCUGGGUGACCGUGCACCAGGCAGCAGUGCAGCCAGCAAAACGGCCCUUCGGUGGGAGCUCUGUGGGACGUCUCAGGAGUGUGGCUGGAGUGCAGUCGUGUGGGGAGGGACCAUGGGGCCUCUGCAGCAGGGUUUGCCCUGAGACCCUGCUGAAAGCCAGGGAAGGCCCCGUUCACGCCUCACUGCCCCGUCUUCCCAGGAGGGCCCCGGGCAGGGUCCCUUCCCACCCCGGUUAAUAGGCAACAGGUUUGCUUCUCUGCAUCUGUGGCCUGCUUUGACCUCCGUCUUCUCCUCUCCCCCGGGGUGAUGCCUCUCUGCCUUAACCCAUUUAGGGUUCUUGGUGCCCCAGAGACUGGGGUGGCGCUGGGGGCCUCCGUGCUGCAUCCUGGGAGGGCUGGGAGGAGGUUCCUUCCUGGAAGGCUGCCUGGAGGAGGUGGCUGUGCUGGAGCUGAUCUUGGCGGUGGAGAAGGGAAAGGGGAAGCUGGGAGCUGAUGAAGAGUGAGGGGCUGACAUUAGGGCUUGGACUCCGGAGCUUGGAGCAGGGCAGGGCGGUGGAGGAAGCAGGGCGGGGGGCGCCAGCGCUCAGGGGAGACACAGGCUCUGAGGUUGGAGUAUCACCGGGACCGGGGAGCAGCUGGGGUCCAGACUCCCCGAACUCCAUCCCCUGCCCGGUGGGGGAAGGGGCCACCCUGCUCCCCCCGCACCCCACACCUCGCAGCCCCGCGUGACUCCCCCACCCCCCACAACGGCCAAGGUCACCGUCAGCUCUUUCCUUUCAAUUAGCAGCAGGAAUGUUCCCGGCGCUGGGCUCGGCGCCUGCCCGGGCAGGGACCCCCUCGUUCUGGCUGGAGCUGCCCGGGCGUGGGUUCUGGAAGGACAAGUUCGACGCCCCCAUCACACACGCGCCCCUCCCGCCCCGGACAGGGCCCGCCCUGCUCGCUGGGUGACCUUGGUCGUUGCGUAACCUCUCUGGGCCCUUCCAACACCAACGCCCCGCACCGCAGAGGCCUCUGCGGGGCUCUCAUCGGGUUUGGGCCUCAUUAACUCAUCUCCUGGAGCCGGAUUAUCUCACGCGCUCCAGACGACGCCCUCGCCGGGCCCCGAGCCGCCCACACCGCCACACGCCGUAAAAAGCAUCGCGGGGACGGGAGGCCUGUGCGCGCCGGGGUGGGCGUCGGGCGGGGGGCGUGGCGCUCCAGGGGCUCUGCGCGGCUGCCGGGAGCCAGGGAGGCUCCGAGACCCAGCACCUGCCCCGGGACCCCCUGCAGCGCCGGGACCGCCGCCGCCCUGAGCCUUUCCACGCCUUUGCCCGGGACUCAGCUCCUCCGCCCAGCAUGGUCCUGGCGGCAGAGACCACGUCCCAGCAGGAGCGGCUGCAGGCCAUUGCUGAGAAGCGGAAGCGGCAGGCGGAGAUCGAGAGCAAGCGCAGGCAGCUGGAGGACGAGCGGAGGCAGCUGCAGCACCUGAAGUCCAAGGCACUGCGGGAGCGCUGGCUGCUGGAGGGGACGCCGUCCUCGGCCUCAGAGGGGGAUGAGGACCUGAGGAGGCAGAUGCAGGAGGACGAGCAGAAGACACGGCUGCUGGAGGACUCGGUGUCCAGGUUGGAGAAGGAAAUUGAGGUGCUGGAGCGUGGAGACUCUGCCCCAGCUGCUGCCAAGGAGAACGCGGUGGCCCCGAGCCCAGUCCGGGCCCCAGCCCCGAGUCCAGCCAAGGAGGAGCGCAAGACAGAGGUGGUGAUGAAUUCACAGCAGACCCCGGUGGGCACGCCCAAAGACAAGCGAGUCUCCAACACGCCCGUGAGGACGGUUGACGGCUCCCCCAUGAUGAAGGCAGCCAUGUACUCGGUUGAGAUCACUGUGGAGAAGGACAAGGUGACAGGGGAGACCAGGGUGCUUUCCAGCACCACGCUGCUCCCUCGGCAGCCGCUCCCUCAGGGCAUCAAAGUCUACGAGGACGAGACCAAAGUGGUCCAUGCUGUGGACGGCACCGCCGAGAACGGGAUCCACCCCCUCAGCUCCUCUGAGGUGGACGAACUCAUCCACAAAGCGGACGAGGUCACGCUGAGCGAGGCAGGGUCCACGGCCGGGGCGGCAGAGACCCGGGGGGCCGUGGAGGAGGCAGCUCGGACCACGCCCUCCCGGCGGGAGAUCACCGGUGUGCAGGCACAGCCAGGCGAGGCCACGUCCGGCCCGCCGGGGAUCCAGCCCGGACAGGAGCCGCCGGUCACGAUGAUCUUCAUGGGUUACCAGAACGUGGAGGAUGAGGCCGAGACCAAGAAGGUGCUGGGCCUUCAAGACACCAUCACGGCCGAGCUGGUGGUCAUCGAAGACGCGGCUGAGCCCAAGGAACCUGCACCACCCAACGGCAGUGCCGCCCAGCCUCCCACGGAGGCUGCCUCCAGGGAAGAGAAUCAGGCGGGGCCCGAGGCCACCACCAGCGACCCCCAGGACCUCGACAUGAAGAAGCAGCGUUGUAAAUGCUGCUCGAUCAUGUGAGCCGGCCCCCGAGACCCCGGCCCCCACCCCACACCACAGACACCCACCAGCCCGGCCCCUCCCGGCGCCUGCCCACCCUCCACCCACAGCCUCACGGCUCCAGGACUUGGCGUGUUGUUACAUGUUCCUUCCGAGUUUUCUUUCGCUGGAAAGAGGGACAGGGGCCCCCACCCGUCACCACGCCCCAACACUCCCCCCAAACCAGAGCCGUGCACUUGUGCCUGGUAGGAGAGAGACAGGACAGGCCCGCUUUUCCCGAGACGAGGACCCCCCAUGUCACGGCAGCUUCACAGACGCGGCUCGCGCCCACCGGGGUCCUGGCGGGUGGGGCCUGUGGCCUCCACGUGGCCCAGGCCAGCCUGCCACCCUCUGGGCCUCCCGCCUGUGCCUUUCUCUGAGGGGACACCCCACCAGAGAGGGCCCCGGGAACCGGGGGCGGGUACCGGGGCCUACUCAGGCCCUGGAAAUGGGGCUCCAUGGGGUUCCCUGGCCAAGGCGCUGGCCCCCCAAUCUCAGGCAGUUGGGGUGAGGCCGUGCCUCUUUGGGGGCUCAAGGUCUUGGGUGGAGGACGGGCCCCUCUGCUGUCCCCCCAUGCCCUGUAUGGGCCCAACCAGUGGACAGUGGAGUCUGGGGGAGGGGGAACCCCAGGGACAUGCCCCCACCCGGGAGGGGCCGGUAACCCCUGGGCUGUCUUCUAGAUGGGGUGAACCAGGGGUCAUUGACCUGCCCCCUGCACGGGGCGGGGACCAAGUGAACCACUCCUUGUCCCGAGCUCCCGCCCCCACUGGGCCCUCCUUCCUCCUGGUGCUAAUUUGGGGACCCCAGGGGCCGCCCCGGCCUCUUCUCCAACCUGCUUGGACCAGGGUCCUGGGUCUUCCCAACCAUACCCCAGAGAUCAGGCCCCACCUGCCAGCUCUACUGGGCUUGCAGCAUGUCCGGGCAGUGGAGGGAGGGACACAGCCUGGGACGGAAGCCUCUUGGGUUGGAGCAGGAGACCCUCAUUUGCCACCCAGACCAAUGUGAGCCUGCCCCCAGCCCCCCCUCACUGGAAGUGGCAAGGGGCUUGCCUCCUGGGGGCAGCUACACUCGUCCCCAGAGGCACAUUCGUGCACAUUCUCACAGACACCUUCUCACGCGUUGGCUCUGGACAACCAGGCCCCAACUUGGUCCCUGCCCUAGGGACCUCCAGCCUGGUGCCCAGUGCUCAGGCCACCCCCUGGUCCAGUCACCACCUGCAGCCUCAGCAGGGCAGGUACAGGGGCCACCUCGGAUGGGAGCCUGGGUCCCUGCCUCCGCUCUGCCCCUGGGUGGCUGGGAGGAGAGGCCCUCUCGGGGGUGACCUGGGCGUCAGCCGUGGAACCCCCUCCUCCUCCCUCGAGUCUGCCCGAGUCCCUCGAGCCGCGAGCCUUCGCUGAAGUGCCCUUGCUGCCCCCUCUGCUUUUGGUGUGUGACGAGGCCCCCGAUGUUCUUGAUUUUCCCAGAGAAGCAA
Molecule: messenger RNA, 4109 nt
Organism: Nomascus leucogenys (northern white-cheeked gibbon)
Lineage: Eukaryota; Metazoa; Chordata; Mammalia; Primates; Hylobatidae
Gene: PALM
Product: paralemmin
Exons: 9
Coding region: 1460-2620 (386 amino acids)
Biological process (GO): positive regulation of filopodium assembly; regulation of cell shape; negative regulation of adenylate cyclase activity
Cellular component (GO): membrane
Source: RefSeq, a predicted model, not a curated record